AUGUCGCUCGACGAGCUCGCCGACAAGGAGCCGUCGUCCUCCGAGGAAGUUCAGCUCGCGCCGUCCGAUUCCAAGUUCCGGGGCCUGAGCCCUGCGCCGAUUCCGAUCCCAGCUCCUCCGAGCAUCAGAUCAUUGCUCGACUCGGUUUCUGAUGAGAGAGUAAAUGUAGAUAUCGUGGCCUCACAUCAAAGUGAAAAUGGAUCCAUCUCUACAGCUAGUUCUGCUGUUUCACUAGAAUCAGAGAAGGCAGCAUAUGAAUUUCUUGCUCAAACUCCUGUCAGGUCAACUGAUGCACACCUUGUUGAGUUUUCAGAAGCUAUGAGAACUGUUGCAAAAGCCUUACGACGAGUGGCUGAAGGGAAGGCUGCUGCUCAAGCAGAGGCAGCAGAGUGGAAACGUAAGUAUGAACUAGAGACAGCGCACAAGCAGCAGAGUAAAAUCAAAGGCUACAACAGUUGUAUCAGUAAUGACUUGGACAAACUGGCCAGCCAACUGACUCUGGAGACACCUGCACCUGAUCAAUUAGGAUGUUGCGGUAGCCUGUAUAUUGUGCUCACGCCAUUGAAAGGUUUUGAAUUAUUUUUCCGCAGAUGGCUUAGGGAGCAUAAAAAUACAAACAUCUUUGUUGAACCACGUGUUAAAAAGGAACUUCUAACAGGGGAUUCCUACUACAACUUCGUCCAAACAUGGGAUGAUGAUGAGGAGAUAAAGAUGCUGCAUACGAAGGUUGAUCUAAUUGUAACUCUUGGCGGUGAUGGAACUGUUCUGUGGGCUGCAUCGUUGUUCAAAGGACCAGUUCCUCCAGUUGUUGCAUUUGCCCUGGGAUCACUGGGCUUUAUGACGCCUUUCCCAAGCGAGCAAUACCGUGAGUUGUUGGACAAUGUGCUGAACGGGCCAUUUAGCAUCACGCUGAGAAACCGAAUACAGUGUCAUGUAAUACGUGACGCGGCAAAGGAUGAAAUCGUGACUGAGGAGCCAUUCUUAGUGUUAAACGAAGUUACAAUUGACCGAGGAAUAUCAUCUUACCUUACCAACCUGGAAGUGUACUGUGACAGUUCUUUUGUUACUUGUGUACAAGGAGAUGGACUAAUCAUAUCAACCACAUCUGGAAGUACAGCAUAUUCAUUAGCAGCUGGAGGGUCCAUGGUUCAUCCUCAGGUCCCAGGGAUCCUUUUCACCCCAAUCUGUCCGCAUUCCUUGUCAUUCAGACCUUUGAUUCUGCCUGAAUACGUGACUCUCCGCGUUCAAGUGCCGUACAACAGCAGGGGGAAUGCCUGGGCAUCGUUCGAUGGCAAAGAUCGACAGCAGCUAUCGCCCGGUGACGCCCUGAUCUGCAGCAUUUCCCCUUGGCCUGUGCCCACAGCCUGCCUUGUGGACUCGACCACCGAUUUCCUCCGCAGCAUCCAUGAGGGCCUCCACUGGAACUUGAGGAAAUCCCAGUCAUUUGAUGGCCCGCGUGAUUGA
Molecule: messenger RNA, 1464 nt
Organism: Miscanthus lutarioriparius
Lineage: Eukaryota; Viridiplantae; Streptophyta; Magnoliopsida; Poales; Poaceae
Source: the annotation of a GenBank genome assembly